Molecule: messenger RNA, 1508 nt
Organism: Brassica napus (rape)
Lineage: Eukaryota; Viridiplantae; Streptophyta; Magnoliopsida; Brassicales; Brassicaceae
Product: putative homeobox-leucine zipper protein ATHB-51
Exons: 3
Coding region: 705-1361 (218 amino acids)
Biological process (GO): positive regulation of DNA-templated transcription
Cellular component (GO): nucleus
Molecular function (GO): DNA-binding transcription factor activity, RNA polymerase II-specific; sequence-specific DNA binding
Source: RefSeq, a predicted model, not a curated record
AUUAAGAGAACCUCUUAUCCUUUUUAAGUAAAAUAAAAAUUCUCUUAAAUAUCUCGCACAUGACCUCAAAAAUUCCAAACUGUGUUGGUUGGUUCACAUUGUGUUUAAGCUUGUAACAAUACUUGUAAACGAUGAUAUUUAUAUGUUUAUAAUUUCUUAAUAUAAAGAAAAUAUGCAAUUCAGACGACAAAAAAUAGCUGGACGAAAUAUUUAAAAUUCCUGGGAUACAACAAAAUAUGUCAACCUAUAUUAAUGUUAGAGAGAUGAUGGAUGAUGACUGAUGAUGUGCAAGUAAGACAAAAUUAUAUCACACUUUCCUUUUCCAUCUUUAAAUUCCAAAAAAAAGCACUAUUGGGUUGCUCCCUUAUUAGAUGAAAAUCCUCACAGAAUAGUACACAUACCUCUCGCUCUCUUUCCAUCACUAUCUCUAUAUAUCCCUCUAGAUGCAUAUCCCAAUUAUAAAUAUCUUGCUUUGAACGCUGCAUGCUCUCAAACUUUGUUGCACCUCCAAAAGACAAAGUGUAUAGAAGAGAACCUUCUUGUCACGCCUCUCUUACUCUUGUCUUGUGGUCCAAUAAACCCUAAUUUUCUUUUCGUCAGUUUCUCCACUAUAUUAGAUCCUACAACUUUCAUACUUUUUACUUAUCUCUCAUAUCCUCUUAUAUACAUGAAGAUUCACAAGAACGAAUAAGAAAAUAAAAGAAAUGGAAUGGUCAACGACAAACAACUUAGAAAACAUGAGAGUUGCUUUUAUGCCGCCGACAUGGCCGGAGUCGAGCUCCUUUAACUCACUACAUAGCUUCAACUAUGAUCCUUAUGCAGCAGGAAAUUCAUACACGCCUGCCGAUACGCAAACCGGACCGGUUAUCUCUGUACCUGAACCAGACAAGAUCAUUAAUGCGUACCGAUUACCAAGCAACAACAACGAGAUAACAAAAAAGAAGAGACUAACGAGUGGACAAUUAGCUUCACUUGAACGGAGUUUUCAAGAUGAGAUCAAACUUGAUUCAGCCAGGAAGCUAAAGCUGUCAAGAGAGCUUGGUUUGCAGCCACGUCAGAUAGCGGUUUGGUUCCAGAACCGCCGUGCACGCUGGAAGGCAAAACAGCUCGAGCAGCUGUACGAUUCGCUUAGGCAAGAGUACGACGUGGUCUCUAGAGAGAAGCAGAUGCUACAUGAGGAGGUGAAGAAGCUUAGAGCUAUACUAAGAGACCAUGGGCUAAUCAAGAAGCAGAUCUCCAAUGUGACCAGUGGGGAAGACACGACUGAGAUUCCAUCUGUGGUGACCACCAAAGUGUACGGUACUGAUCAAUACAACAAUCAGAUGGUUGUCGCUUCCUCUUGCUGGCCGUCUUACCCGUGAUAGCUGCUGCUGAUCUUAGAGACAGAGAGCUUUAGACUAGUCAUGGUACUUUCAAGUGGUGUUGCUAAGAGACAAGCUUUUGCUCAUUGUACGAUCUUAAAACAUAAAUGUAACGUUCUUGUGUCUCACGCUGAUCAAUAUAUUCAU